AUUUUCGCAGUGGACCAAGUUCGCAGUGGACCAAGUGUUCGUGCUUUUGUUCUAUGAGCGUUGUGUGGGAAGGCCGAUAUUGUUAUAGUUUUUGAGGCUGCGCUGGAUACGCGUGGGCAAAUGUGCGCAGCCGGGCCUAACACGUCGACACAAAAUCAAUUAUUCCAACGAUGCAUGCCGUGAAACUGGGGAUCUAUAUAAAAUCGGUUUUCUCACACCGUCUUUACUGUUAACACGAUGGCACACAACGCAUCGCUUCGGAGCGCUUGCGCAGUCCUGCUAGUGCUGCUCGCAGCGGCCGGCGCUGCGGCAGCUCGCGAGUUCGGGCCCAAGGCUGCUGCGACGAAUGGUGGUGGUGGUGCUGCUGUGGUGCUGGAGGUCUUCGAGGACUCGCUGCCAGACACUGGCAACACAGGACGCCGGCAGCUCACAGGCAGCAGGCACCCGCCCCUGCGCGCCAUCAUUCCUCCCCCCGGCAAGAACGUACCGCGUGUGAGGCGCGCGCCCCCGCCACAUCGCCACCCGCCAGCGAGCGGUGGUGGCUUGAAGCGGCCGCCGCCUGCUGCUGCAUCCGGCGGCGACACGCGCGAGCGUAUUGAUCUGGUUGUGUUUGGCGACUCCCUCUCCGACACGGGCAACACCUUCCGCGCGGUGGGUGUGCCGCAGGCCGACCUCUACUACCAGGGCAGGUACUCCAACGGCCCCAUCUGGGUCGACUACCUGGCUGCCGCAGUCGCCAACACCACUCAGCUCACAGUCCUGAACUACGCCCACGGCGGCGCCGCGGCCUGCCCCGAGAACAGCGUGGCGACGCAGAUCCGCUUCAUCCGCGACCUGCCGGCGCAGACGUCGGCCUUCAUUGCCAACAUCAGCAGCGCGCCCCAGCAGCAGAGCCAGCAGGGCGGCGGCGGCGGCCGGCGCCUGCUGCCGAUCAACUUCAUCGGCAACAACGACGUGCGGAAUGUCCUGUCGGCCGGCAUCAGCGGCGGCGUCUAUCCCACCGAGCAAUCCAUCGGCGCCCUGGCCCUCGCCAUCACCUCCUGCCGCCUGACCUGGGCGAAGCAGCUGCUGGCGGCGGGCGAGGCUGUGUGGGGGCAACAGCGGGGGCCCGAGCGGGUGCUGGUGCUGCUGCCCCUGGCGCGACUGGACCUCACACCCAGCGUGCCCAAGGAGCUCAAGCCGACGCUCAAGGCGGUGACUGACGCGAUCAACAACUUCCUGACGGCGGCGGUGGCGGCGCUGAAUGCGGAGCUGGCGGCGGCGCCGGUCGACAGCGGGAGCCGCGGCGCGCGGCUGCUGGUGCUACCGGACUUCACUGGGGUGGUGGCGGCGACCGUGACGCCGCCCUUCACGAACUUCGACGAGGCUUGCUUCUUCCACCCCGCGUACGUGCUGGACGUGGUUCCCGGCAUUGUGCCCUGCACCGAUCCCGACACCCACGUCUUCUACGACCAGCUGCACCCCACGACGCGCCUACAAAAGGCGUUCGCCCUUAGUGGAGUGCUGCCAGCGCUUCAGCAGGCGGGGCUGCUGCCGGCGGCCGCCUAGCCGCCGCCCACCGCUGUCGCCUCACCGCCGCACGAUGUAUGACGGCGGUGCUGGGGCACUAGCUAGCGGUCAUGCAUGGCAGUGGUGCUGCCGGGACUCGUACGCCGGAUGUUUGGUGGCUUGGGGCACGCCGAUCGAGCCCAGGCGUCACUGACUGGGAGAUGGCAUGGGGUGCGGGGCAGGGGGUAGCGCACCCACGCACGCACGCACGCACUCACCCAGUGGAUGCCGUAUACCGUAUGCACGUGUGGCGCUGUGAUCGAUCAGACUGCUGGCCAUGUGCGCGUGCAUGCGGACUUGCUUAUGUGCGAGCGUGUCAACGUACGUGUGUAUGUGCAUAUGCGUGCGAUGUGUGCGGGCACAUGACGGCAGCCCGGGGGAUCCAGCAUGCACGUAGUGUGCGUGUGUGGGCUGAGAUCAAGCGCCAGUUACCGGUACUGCCGUGGCCGUGUUGGGCCAACUUCUGUGAGCACGCAUGAUCGCACAUAGCACAUGUAAUGGCCCUAAUACCAUGGGGGCAUGUCGCACCCGUGGGGGGCACUGUAACCGUAGGAUGGU
Messenger RNA from Chlamydomonas reinhardtii, 2106 nucleotides. RefSeq lists its product as uncharacterized. Gene Ontology annotation, molecular function: lipase activity. Gene Ontology annotation, biological process: lipid metabolic process. The record is from RefSeq and is a predicted model, not a curated record. NCBI's taxonomy places the organism in Eukaryota, Viridiplantae, Chlorophyta, Chlorophyceae, Chlamydomonadales, Chlamydomonadaceae. The transcript is spliced from 9 exons. Bases 238 to 1548 code for a protein of 436 amino acids.